AUGGGAGGAAGGCGCAGUAGAAUGAGAGCAAGAAGCAAGGCGCAGAGCGGUAGGAGCAUGCAUUCCAGUGGAUCUGCUGAUGUGAAAGUAGAUGAAAGGCAUGAAGGUGUGGGUAGCAAGUGUAAUGUUGACUUCCGAGAGCUGAAUGAAUGGAUGCCUGACACAGAUCUGGAUAUGAAAGAUGAGGUGAUUGAAGUAGCUGCAGAUGCAGAAGUGGGGAGUAACGAUUCAGUCUGUAUUGCGGCGAGUGGGGAGGCCAUUGAGAUUGAGGAGAUCAAGGAGAUCAAGGUCAAUGUUGAGAGGAUUACGGACGGAGAGGGGUUUAAGAUAAGCGAGGAAGUGGAUAUGUAUGCAGUAGCAAAAGCCGAAGAAGACAAGGGCAUACACAAAAGGAUAUACUCGAUGACGCCAAGCCUACAGGUCACGAUGACACCUCAGAUGCCGGUCAGAAAGGUGAUUCAUGAUGAAAAGCCAAACGGACUUGCAGUGAAGGACGAGUGCAUGAAGCUUCCAAGUAAGAUGAUUAUCAACAGGUAUCCUGGGCAUCUAUUUGUGCACAUUGAUCAGAUAGAGAGAUUUAUGAGCACACGAAAUGACAUAGAAGAGGUCUCGAUCAGAGCAGAGUGCAAGGCAGUUACGUACGAAACAAAGAAGCACAGGCCAUGGACGGGCAUUGGAGUUAAUGAGAUGAUCAAGAUUCCGAUUGAGAAGAUGGAUGGAGAAGGGCUGUUGCUUAGGUUUGUGCUAUUAUUGCACCGCAAGGCAUCUGGAAUGUUUUCGAAGGCCGAGGUGACGAAGUCUUGCGAGUCUACGCUUGUGGUUGAUGUGGAGAGGAUCCAUUCUGUACAUAACAACCUGCUUGAGAGCAUGCUGCUUUGGGACAAUUAUACAUCGAAGAAUGUGUUUAAGAACAUCCGGGGGUUCUUCACGAACGGAACGCCUGAUGCAUGGGGCUUGAGGCUGUUUCUGUCGUUUGUGUCUGAUGAUGAGCUGCAUCUGAUUCCUGCAGCAGUGCCUUGCGAUCUGAGAUCGCUGAGCAAGUGGCUUGUGGUGAAGAAGUUUUCAUAUAACAUGUGGUUCAAGGGAUUUGUGAACCUAAGGGGGGAUGUAGGUGAUGUGUGCACGAAUCUGUGGAAGAGGAGAUAUGUGAAGUGCUAUGGAUACAUGAUUUUUGUUUUCAACGAGCACUCUCGAAGUCUUGUUGGGACGGUCAAUCUUGUAGAUGCAGGGUUUGAUCCUGGGGCAAGCAGCGGGAUCUAUCUAGAGAACUUUCUGAGUGUUUCUGUUGGGCAGGGCAGCGUUGAGUUCCACUUUGAUUGCAAGGAGAAGUAUGAGCUGUGCAGGAAUGCGUUGUGUGCGAUGCUUCCGCGAACGUUGUUUUACAAGAAGGCGCACCAGUGA
Molecule: messenger RNA, 1401 nt
Organism: Ordospora pajunii
Lineage: Eukaryota; Fungi; Microsporidia; Ordosporidae
Exons: 1
Coding region: 1-1401 (466 amino acids)
Source: RefSeq, a predicted model, not a curated record